AUGAUUUUCAAAACAAACACUCUGCUUGCCCUCGCAACAGUCUCAAUUGUCGCUCAGGCACAAGCACCAGCAAGCCCCAGUACAGGUGCAGCUGUCAAUGCAGACAGUAAAAUUGGUGGUAUUCCCGCCAAUGUCAAGGCACAACUCCCCAAGCUCGACUCAAAGGCAGUUGCAGCAGCCAAUCAGCAACAACAAGAAGCAGGCAUCAAUGAACUCUGCGCACAAUCCCUCUCUCGUGUUGCUGACUCCUGGAAGACUGCACAACAGUCCGUCACAACACUUGCUAGUCAAACUACCGGCUCAGCCGUAGAUCCAGCAGUGCAAGCAGCUCAGCGCUUUCUAGCAACCACCUCACCCCUCAUCAGUAACAACAUCCGUGCCGGUACCAAAACAGACGCAUCGCUCAUCAAGACAUAUGAAGAUGCAGGCUCUGCUGUAGGUCAAGCAAUGGGUGCCAUUAGCCAAGUUCAGCAAGUCCAAGGCAUGAAACCUGAAAUAUUGCAAGCUGCCAACAUGGCUUCCAUCAACUUGCAAAACUUGAGGACUGCGCAAUUUGCGACGUUCGGUGCUUGUGGUGCUGCAGUCGGUGCGACCAUUGCUGCGACAGACGAAGCCAAACCUGCAGGCGUUCCAGGAUCGGCGAUGAAGGUGGUUUGUGGACACUGA
Molecule: messenger RNA, 666 nt
Organism: Protomyces lactucae-debilis
Lineage: Eukaryota; Fungi; Ascomycota; Taphrinomycetes; Taphrinales; Protomycetaceae
Exons: 3
Coding region: 1-666 (221 amino acids)
Source: RefSeq, a predicted model, not a curated record